GGUUUUUUUUCUUUUUUUCUUAAAUUUAAAUUUGAACGAAUUUAUUGCACGACCAGGAAAAGAUAAAAACGUUUAUCAACUAGGUAACGGGGCACCUGGUGAUUUGGUGAGCGGGGAAGUGCGCGAACGAAAAAGGCUGGGGAAAGUUCAUCCGGACAGGAUUGCGGUUCCGUACUGUUACCGGCCGGGCGUUUUUCUCCACGCACAUCGGUUCGGUUUGUCGUUGGAAAAGCGUUUUUCGGUGCGACAGUAUCACGGGACAACACAAAGCGAGUGGAGCGGGGGGAGGACACCAUUUCGACGGACGGGCGGAACAGUCUUGCAUUACGAGACCACGGACGCGAUGAGGUUUCCCGUGCCUCCCGCGCGGGUACCGUCGUCGAACUCGAACGGCGGCGUUUACCGAAAAUACGAAUCCGAGAAUCGGUCCGAUAGCGGCAUGGGGGUCUAGCGCGCGUACAGCGAAAACGCGCACUCGAGUACGUACCCCGCGGGGCUAAUUCGGUCGGACGAAACGCGCGCGGAGAGCGCUCGUGGGGCGCACGGGUGGCAGCGCGACGAGACCCGCCGGAAAGCUCCUCCCCCGCGGCGGCGGUCGUAGCGUUUCCCGCGGUUUUCCGUUCCGCCGCGGUGUCCGCUCCCGUCGCCCGAGCGGUUCGCACGUGAGACGCGCGCACUGCCACCGCCGCCGCCGACGCUGUUCAAAUCUUCGCCGAAGACGUGGAAAACCGCACGACGACGACGACGAACGGACAUUACGUGACGUGUAACGCGGGAGAGAGAGGAAGAAAAUAAAUAAUCGUAACGAUAAAAACGCGUCAGAUUCGCGUCGUGCCGCGACGACAACUGAUUUGUCGGCGGCUGAAUACGUCUGCGGGUCAUGUUUUGGCCGAUCGUGUUGGCGUUGUUGCAGUUGGCCGUGGACGGACAGACGGACGAAUUCGUUCUCGGUUACUUGACCGGCUCGAGGAGACGGCCCGGCGACAUCACUUACUCUAAGCCCGGUCGCAUGAUCAGUGGUGCAAUAUCGUUGGCCGUCGAGGAGAUUAACGCGGGAUUGUUUAAGGAUAAAGGUCACUCGUUGAGUUUUUUGGUAUCCGAAACAUAUGGAGAAGAAUCGACUAGUAUCCUCGAGACAGCAGAACUGUGGAAGAAAAAUAUAUCGGCUUUCAUCGGACCACAGGAAACAUGUUUCCACGAAGCUAGGAUGGCCGCUGCUUUCAACCUUCCGAUGAUAUCCUAUUACUGUAUGGACUCGGAUACUUCGGACAAGGUGCUGUUCCCGACGUUCGCCCGCACGCGUCCACCGGAUACGCAGAUAUCGAAGUCGGUGGCCGCGGUCCUGAAAGCGUUCAACUGGACUCAGGUGACGUUCUUGUAUUCGAACGCGGACGACACUCAUUUUGGUAAAAUUGCGUCUACCAUAACGGAAGUUUUCUCUAAGUCUGGUAUAGAGAUCACGGCUAAGAAAACAUGGAACAGUCAUUAUUUGCACGGUUACACGACCAACCCAUUCGUUAAACUUGUCACCGACACAUAUCAAGACACAAGAAUAUACGUUGUUUUAGGAAAUUAUUACGACCACACCGGUCUCGUUAUAGCCAUGGACGAAAUGGAUUUGUUCAAAAAUGGUGAAUAUUUUGUGGUGGGCGUGGACGUGGAACAAUACGAUGCAGAAAACCCCAGGAAAUAUUUGACCGGCAUGUUGUCGAACAAACAAGAUCCGAUUUUGGAAAAAGCGUUUCGAUCGUUUUUUAGCGUGGUGCCAACGCCACCAAGAGGAUUCAAGAAUUUCUCGGUCAAGGUCAACGAGUACAUGGAGAAACCGCCAUUUCUGUUCCCCAAUCCCUUGGUUCAGUUGGGUGGUGUCAAACAGAUUUCUGUCGAGGCAGCGUAUCUGUAUGACGCGGUUCAUUUGUAUGCGAGAAGCGUGCUGGAGCUGAUCGAGUGCGGUGACGACCCGAGGAACGGUACGGCGAUGAUGGCAAAACUCAAAGGUUCACACUACAGAAGUGCAAUGGGAUACGAAGUGUACAUGGACGAGAACGGGGACGCAGAAGGGAACUACACGUUGGUAUCGCGGCAACGGCUACUGGACGCCUCUAAAGGAUAUGGCUUAUUUCCAGCUGGUAGAUUCACUAAACUGCGAAACCUGACUAGAAACCCGGAGUUGACUCUGGUGACGAACGUCGAGUGGAUAUCCGGGAAGCCGCCCGUGGCUGAACCAGCUUGUGGAUAUCGUGGCCAGAAAUGCAUCACGCACACCGCGGAAAUACUGUCGAUCGUCGCGGGCACGUUGCUGUUGGUGCUAGCCGUGAUCUCACUGGUGUUCUACAGGAACUGGAAGUACGAACAAGAGCUGGACAGUCUGCUGUGGAAAGUCGACUACAAGGAUAUAGAGAUCAACGACACCGAGAACGGCAGCACUUCAUCUAAAAUAUCCAGAGCACUGCACCCAUUAAUACGGACAAGCCAAGUAUCUUUAAGCUCCAACCCGGAUGCAGAUUUUCGUUAUUCGUCGAUAUUUACCACAGUCGGCAUUUAUAAAGGUCGCGUGUUCGCCAUCAAAAACGUAAAGAAAAAGUCCAUCGACAUAACCAGAGCCAUGAAAAAAGAACUCAAAGUGAUGCGAGAUUUGAGACACGAAAACCUGAACGGAUUCAUCGGAGCGUGCACGGAUCCUCCGAACAUUUGCAUCGUGACCGAAUACUGCAAUCGGGGUAGCUUGAAGGAUAUUUUAGAAAAUGAAGACGUCAAGUUGGAUAACAUGUUUGUUGCCUCAUUGGUAGCUGAUAUAAUACGGGGGAUGUUGUACUUGCACGAUUCGCCAUUGAGAUACCACGGAAAUUUGAAGUCGUCUAAUUGCUUGGUGGACUCCAGGUGGGUAUUGAAACUUACUGAUUUCGGUCUUCAGGAGUUCAAAAAAGACUGCGAAGAUUUUCCGCAUCACUUUCUCCAGCACGACUUCCGACUUCAAAAGGAUGACGAAGUCGAUUGCAAAUGUGAAGGACUUUUAUACAUUUCACCGGAGCUCUUACGGUGUUACAAUUCUUCCAUUCAAAUAUCAUUCGGAACUCAGAAAGGGGAUGUUUAUUCAUUUUCGAUAAUCCUAUAUGAACUGCAUAGUCGAAAAGGUCCUUUUGGAGAAAACCACGGACUCGGGGUGUCGGAUAUUCUGAGAAAAAUUAUUUACUGUCCGCAAGAUGGUUCAAAUCCGUUCAGGCCACCCUUAGACCUGUUGGAAAAUAAUUUCGAUUUCGUUCGAGAUUGUUUGGAAGAUUGUUGGGCAGAAAAUCCGGAUGAUCGUCCAGAUUUUAAGACUAUAAGAGCCAAAUUAAGACCAAUGAGAAAAGGAAUGAGACCAAAUAUUUUUGAUAAUAUGAUGGCGAUGAUGGAAAAAUAUGCAAAUAAUUUGGAGGUAUUGGUUGACGAGCGAACCGACCAGCUAGUGGAGGAAAAGAAAAAAACUGAUGCUUUACUAUACGAAAUGUUACCAAAGUACGUGGCCGAGCAAUUAAAAAGAGGACACAAAGUGCAAGCUGAAAAUUUCGAUUGCGUAACAAUUUAUUUUAGUGACAUCGUUGGUUUCACUUCUAUGUCGGCGGAAAGCACUCCGUUCCAAGUAGUUGAUUUUUUGAACGACUUGUAUACGUGCUUCGAUUCCAUAAUAGAGAAUUACGACGUCUACAAAGUAGAAACGAUCGGAGAUGCGUACAUGGUGGUUAGCGGUUUGCCUAUUAAAAACGGUGACAUGCAUGCUGCAGAAAUUGCUACAAUGUCGUUACAUUUACUAGAAGCCGUGAAAAAAUUUCAAAUCAGACACAGGCCGUACGAUACUUUAAGGCUUAGAAUCGGAAUACAUUCUGGUCCAGUUUGCGCCGGUGUGGUCGGUUUGAAAAUGCCCAGAUAUUGUUUGUUCGGCGAUACGGUGAAUACGACUAGUCGAAUGGAAUCCACUGGACAAGCGUUAAAGAUUCACUGUUCGCAAGAAUGUCGGACCCUGUUGGAACGGCUAGGCGGCUAUCAGACAACGGAACGGGGACUGGUCGAGAUGAAGGGAAAGGGUAACGUGCGCACCUAUUGGCUGGUGGGCGAGGACCACUUACAUAGGCUCAAAAGGGAUGAGUUCAGAGCUCAGAGACGGGAACAGCAAACCGGUCGUAAGCACCGCAAGUCGUCGAAACAGCCAAAGAACGUAAAAGAAGGACCACGGAGCUCGUUAAAGGUCCCCAAGACGACCAUCAACGGUCCACUGUCCAGAUGCUGCAGCCUGGAGUCACCGAAAAAGUUGAGGUUCGCCGCGCAGCACGACGAUGGGUCGCCGGUGAGGAGACGGCCGUCGGGCGUGGCCGAGGAAGACGAGUACUGUUGCGACCGGCACCUGAGCGUGUCGUGCCCGUGCAUCGACCACUUCGAUCAGGCGGCACCGGCGAUGCAGACGGCCGCGGUGACCACGGCGGCCGUGGCCAGCAAGCGAGCGACACCGUGUCACGCACUCCACGCCCCGACUAAGAUUCCCGGUUUUCCCAGGGUCAACUCGGCCCCGGUCACGCCCAUGGCCGCGGACUGCAUCGACAUGACGGACAUGUCGUCGCUGUGCGCUGUGGACGACGUAAACGAGCCGCUUAUAAGAGCCGCAGACAGGGAUGGAGCGAUCACGUUUGUAUGA
This is a messenger RNA of Sipha flava (yellow sugarcane aphid), 4669 nucleotides long. RefSeq names its product guanylate cyclase 32E. Lineage: Eukaryota; Metazoa; Arthropoda; Insecta; Hemiptera; Aphididae. The coding region runs from base 881 to 4669 and encodes 1262 amino acids. Gene Ontology annotation, molecular function: peptide receptor activity; guanylate cyclase activity; protein kinase activity. Gene Ontology annotation, biological process: protein phosphorylation; receptor guanylyl cyclase signaling pathway; intracellular signal transduction. Gene Ontology annotation, cellular component: membrane. The transcript has 24 exons. The record is from RefSeq and is a predicted model, not a curated record.